AUGAUAUCCGCUUCAUCUGUUGUCCUUGCCUUUGCGGUAGCCGCCCCCGCCCUUGCCGACCUCGGCAAAGCGACCCUCUUUCCCAACGGCCUUCAUGACCCGCUUAUCGGACUCGACAACCUUCCUUUCCAAACGUUCACCUAUAGUGGUGUCGCGGUCCCUUCUCUCUGCAUCUCGCACGCAACGGACGCCGGCUGCGAUACGUCGACUGUCGAAGCUUACCAGGCGAACUACGGCGACUGCUCGGAGCCGUGGACGCUUUGCCGCUGUGCCAAUGCCCAGAUGAGCGCGGCGACAAUGUUGACACGCUUCGCUCAAGUUCCACCGGGCGUUCGCAGCUACGUUGGCAGUGCGCUUGCAGUGUCAGCCAGUUCCUGCAGCGCUGGUUCCGGCGGAGACUUCAUCGUCUUCAAUGGCGAUUGCUCGCAGAGCGUCUUCGAUCAUGAGUCCGGCCACUCGCUUGACCAGAACACGUCGCCGUCGUCGGAGUGGACCAACGCCCUUGCUGCCUCCACUUGCGUACCGGACGCGUACGCGAAUACAUCUCCCGCGGAGGAUUUCGCACAGGUCAACGUGUGCUACAUUUACCAGACCCGCGUGGGCGCUCUCCCUGCGGAUGCGAGCUGCAUGCAGGCGCAGCUGAACGUCUUCGCCAACGACGCUCGCAUUCACGGCGCGCAGACCGCAACGACUUGCAACGCCGGCGUGCGCCCCUUCCAGCUCAACGACAACUUGGUUACAAGCAAGAACCUCACGAACGCGCUCUACACUGGCAAGAUUGACACCAAGUUCUUCCACGACUGA
Peniophora sp. CBMAI 1063 is the source of this 804-nucleotide messenger RNA. The record is from the annotation of a GenBank genome assembly. NCBI's taxonomy places the organism in Eukaryota, Fungi, Basidiomycota, Agaricomycetes, Russulales, Peniophoraceae.